AUGAAGAACUGUUCACCUAUAGCAGCACCCAUCAUUAAAGGUGACAAGUUCUCAUUGAAUCAAUGUCCACAAAAUGCAUUGGAAAAAGAACAAAUGGAAGGCAUUCCCUAUGCUUCAGUUGUUGGGAGUCUUAUGUAUGCACAGGUCUACACUAGACUUCAUAUUGCCUUUGCAGUAGGAAUGUUUGGCAAUGUUUGGCAGAUAUCAAAGUCAUUGGAUAUUCAGACUCUAAUUUGGGUGGAUGCAAAGACACUGGUAAAUCUACUUACUUCUGGAUACAUUUUCCUUCUUGCUGGAGGUGCUGUAUCCUGGAGGAGAGUUAAACAAACCAUUGUUGCAACAUCCCCAAUGGAAGCUGAAUUUAUGGCAUGCUAUGAAGCUACAUCACAGGCGUUAUGA
This is a messenger RNA of Lycium barbarum (goji berry), 399 nucleotides long. RefSeq names its product secreted RxLR effector protein 161-like. The coding region runs from base 1 to 399 and encodes 132 amino acids. The record is from RefSeq and is a predicted model, not a curated record. Lineage: Eukaryota; Viridiplantae; Streptophyta; Magnoliopsida; Solanales; Solanaceae. The transcript is spliced from 2 exons.